UCCUCUGAAUGUGAACUAGGCCCACUUCUAAGGCCAGUGUGGACUCUUUCCAAAAGGUGUACCUCCUACUUGAAGACAAUGGGUUAUGACAUUGAACGAUUCGUCCAGCCGAUCAACGAGGGGCUACUGUGUAGCAUCUGUCGCGACGUUCUGAAAGAUCCUGUCCAGGCUCCUUGCGAACAUGUCUAUUGUUCCGCCUGCAUCCAGGAAUGGCUCAUCCACGAAAACAACUGUCCCGAGGACAGACGUCAUCUCUGGGGCUCAGACCUUCGACCGCUGUUCCGGUAUAUGAGGAACGACUUGGAGAAGCUUCAGAUCCGCUGUCAGAACCACAGGGCGGACUGUCCUCAUGUUUGCAGCCUUGGCAGCGUGGAGGCGCACGAGACAGAAUGCGGAUAUGUUGUUGUCAAAUGCCCGUGUGAGGGUUGUGACAAGUCCUUCUCGCGUCGCAGCCGCGAUGAUCAUCUCAAAGUAUGCGACUUCAGGACAAAGCCAUGUCCAAAGGGCUGUGGUGCGGCCAUUCUGACUUUAGUUGAAACUAAUAACCACAGCUGCGUCUCUGAGCUGAGGUCGACCUUGGACAUGAUGCGAUUAGAAAUGGAUAGUAAGGUUGACGAUAUGAAAAAAGAGAUAGAGUUGAGGUUGGACGCGCAGAGACGUCACAUGGUCAAACGGGAAAGUCGUCUGCAGGAGCAGAUGGAAGUUUUACAAAAUCAGCUAGAGACUGUUGAUCAACAAAUGACAUCACUUGUGGAGACAUGCAGUCUUCAGUCGGCGGAGAUAGACGAACUGAAAAAGGAGAAGUCACAGUUUGGAGACAGCUUUAAGACUUUACAAACUGAACUAGAUGCCACCAAAAAAAUGUGUCACUGUCAGAAAGGGAAAGGCCAUAAAGGCAAAGAGACAAAAGACCCCAAGCCAUUCAAGAUAACUGCGUUAUGACAUAACAAUUGAAAUCAUUGGCUCAUGACUAGUGAACACAUAAACAGGUGUGAAGAGGUGAAAACCCCCCAAGGUGAUAGCUGGUGCCGAGACAUCUUCACGUGCUCAUAAUGAUAAGCACCUGAGAACGUGUGAUUGAAACCCAAUAUCAAACUUUUUUGGCGUGAUGCAAUAUGGCCCAGAAGGCGCGCACGUCUCGGGGUGGUGCUCGUCUUUGGCUCGAGAAGUUUUCCUCGCUUUUCGUCUGGAUCGUUAAGUGCGUUGAUCAAAAUAAUAUUAAUAAAUGUACAUGUACAUAACUCAUCUCGUCCAGCUGUGUUUAAGGCUUUCUUUAGUGAUAUAUAUAUAUACAUGAAA
This is a messenger RNA of Lineus longissimus, 1299 nucleotides long. Its product is annotated as RING finger protein 151-like. NCBI's taxonomy places the organism in Eukaryota, Metazoa, Nemertea, Pilidiophora, Heteronemertea, Lineidae. Gene Ontology annotation, molecular function: zinc ion binding. The coding region runs from base 79 to 942 and encodes 287 amino acids. The record is from RefSeq and is a predicted model, not a curated record. The transcript is spliced from 2 exons.